Pistacia vera is the source of this 2080-nucleotide messenger RNA. RefSeq names its product wall-associated receptor kinase-like 20. The transcript is spliced from 3 exons. Bases 44 to 1948 code for a protein of 634 amino acids. The record is from RefSeq and is a predicted model, not a curated record. Gene Ontology annotation, biological process: protein phosphorylation. Lineage: Eukaryota; Viridiplantae; Streptophyta; Magnoliopsida; Sapindales; Anacardiaceae. Gene Ontology annotation, molecular function: protein kinase activity; polysaccharide binding; ATP binding.
CCUCCUCAUUUCCGCACACGACUUUUGUCUUUUCUCUCUCACGAUGUCUUUACCAACCAAGCUCCUUCUCUUCACUGCGGCGCUGCUGUCAUCAGCCGCCACCUCAUUCUCCGCCACCCGCUGUCCCAACUGCGGCACCACCCGAGUUCCCUAUCCACUCAGCACGGGCCCCGCAUGCGGUGACCAGUCCUACAAAGUCCGCUGCGACUCUAACAACACUCUUCAGUUUGACACCCUAAAUAAUUCCUACCCGAUCACCUCCAUCAGCCCGUCAAUCCAACGGCUGGUGAUCAAACCCGCGAGUCUCUUACCCAACACGUGCCUCGCAACUGAUCUUCCUCAUCAAGGCAUCCAACUCAACGCGAGCUUGCCCUUCAACAUUACCAGUAGUAACACCAUCAUGUACUUGAACUGUUCCAACACUUUACUCGGCUCACCGUUGAACUGUUCUUCUGCCAGCUUGUGCCACGUGUAUGUCAACGCCACGCGCGACGCUUCUGCGUGUGAUGAGGCGUCGGCUUCGCUGUGUUGUACGUUUAGAGCCGGUGGGUCAACGACGUCAUAUAUGAUUAGACUGAGGGAGGCCGGGUGUAGGGCCUACACGAGUUUCGUGAACUUGGACUCCAAUCAGCCCGUGAAUCGGUGGUCCGAACCGGGUGUGGAGAUCCAAUGGGUUUCGCCGAGAGAGCCUAUGUGUGGGUCCCAAGCUGACUGUGAUGGGAACUCCACCUGUGGGGCUGAUCCACGCGUCAGUGGGAUCAGGAGAUGCUUCUGUACGGCAGGGCUUACGUGGGAUCCAAUUCAAGGCAUUUGUACUAAAAUUAUUACGUGUCAAGAUCCUAAAGGUUGUGGAGGAACAAGUAGAACUGCGCUCAUAGCAGGUUUAACUUGUGGAAUUGGUGUAUCACUCAUUGUUGCCGCCAUAGCAUUUUUACUGUACAAACGCCACAAACGGAUCAAGGAAGCACAAGAACGCCUGGCCAGAGAGCGAGAAGAGAUCCUUAACUCAGGCAGUGGAGGCAAAGCGGCAAAGAUCUUCUCUGGCAAAGAAAUAAAGAAAGCUACAAACAACUUCUCCAAAGACCGCGUCUUAGGAGCCGGCGGCUACGGUGAAGUCUAUAAAGGCAUUCUUAAAGAUGGAACUGAAGUUGCUGUCAAAUGCGCUAAGGUCGGAAACAUUAAGGGCACUGAUCAAGUCCUCAAUGAGGUCAGAAUUUUAUGCCAGGUUAACCAUAGAAGCCUUGUGGGAUUGCUCGGUUGUUGCAUUGAGCUAGAGCAGCCAAUCAUGGUUUACGAGUACGUUCCAAAUGGAGCUCUUCUUGAGCAUUUACAAGGCAAGAUUAAACCUGGAGGCCAUGGCCAACUUACUUGGAUGCGGCGUCUGCAGAUUGCUCAUGACACUGCUGAGGGUCUUGCAUACCUUCAUUUUUCAGCAAUUCCUCCAAUCUAUCACCGUGAUGUGAAGUCUAGCAACAUUCUUCUUGAUGAGAAGUUGACUGCAAAGGUUGCGGAUUUCGGGCUGUCGAGAUUAGCUCACACUGAUAUGAGUCACAUUUCUACAUGUGCUCAAGGGACUCUUGGGUAUCUUGACCCUGAGUAUUACAAGAAUUAUCAGUUAACUGAUAAGAGUGAUGUUUAUAGUUUUGGGGUUGUGUUAUUAGAACUCCUGACGGCUCAAAAAGCUAUAGAUUUUACCAGGGCUGAAGAUGAAGUGAACCUGGCAGUUUAUGUGCAGAGAAUGUUGGAGGAAGAGAAAUUAAUGGAGACAAUUGAUCCUGUGUUAAGAGAGAAAGCAAGCAAUAUAGAGUUGGAGACAAUGAAGGCAUUGGCAUUCUUGGCAGUGGGUUGCUUGGAAGAACGAAGACAAAAUAGGCCUUCCAUGAAAGAAGUAGCUGAAGAAAUUGAAUACAUUAUCAACAUUGCAACAGCAGAGACUACACAGAAAUAGUUUUUUUUUUCAGGAAUUCUAGAAUUAAUCUAUGUUCAUAUUCAUGUAUGGAAACAUGUAUAGUGUUACAAAUGCUUUGCAUUAGUAAGACAAUUCAAUGGAAAUAAUGUCAUCAAAAUUCCAUAUUUUUAA